Messenger RNA from Eupeodes corollae, 2047 nucleotides. It is a transcript of the gene glo, whose product is annotated as heterogeneous nuclear ribonucleoprotein H2. Bases 407 to 1783 code for a protein of 458 amino acids. Gene Ontology annotation, biological process: regulation of RNA splicing. Gene Ontology annotation, cellular component: nucleoplasm; ribonucleoprotein complex. NCBI's taxonomy places the organism in Eukaryota, Metazoa, Arthropoda, Insecta, Diptera, Syrphidae. The record is from RefSeq and is a predicted model, not a curated record. Gene Ontology annotation, molecular function: RNA binding. The transcript has 8 exons.
UCGUAGAUGCUUUAAGAGCUCGAAAUAAAAUUCUGAAUCAAAAUAGAAAUUACGAACAACAUAUUGGUUAUAAGUUGUAACAUAUUACAAAAUUUACCGAUACAACCAAUUACUAAAUUGUAAUAAAAUACAAAAAUUAUUCAAUAAAAAAGCCAAAAACCAGCUAGUGGUUGGUUUAGUUGUUUUAUCAUCUCAGCAUAAAUGUGUCAUGAUUUACAUAGUUUGGAGUAUUGAUUGUCUGAGUUACUUUUCAGAUUGGAGUUUGGAAAGAAAUUAUAACCAUUUUAAAAUCGUACAUAAAAAAUAAACUGCAUCUUAAGCAUUGGUUAAAACCUGCAGAUAAUUCCAUGUGUAACCUUCCAUAAACGACCUCAAAUACCUUGCGUUGAAUCCGGCUCUUAGACAAAUGACAAUGUGCUGUUUUAUUCGCUUGCGUGGACUACCAUGGUCUGUUACUCAUCAAGAAAUAUUGGAAUUUCUACAAAACGUAAAUGUCGUAGGUGGCAUAAAUGGUAUUCAUAUGGUACUUAGUCGAUGGGAUGGAAAAAACACGGGAGAAGCAUUUAUUGAACUUGAAAGUGAAGAAGAUGAAAGGGAAGCCUUCAAACUAAAUAAAAACACAAUUGGACAUCGAUAUAUUGAAGUUUUUUCAGCUUCAAAUGAAGAAGCUGAACAUGCGCUUAAAAAUCCAGGGUGUAAUGCUUCGAACGUGGCGAAACUUCGAGGACUUCCGUAUGCUAUCACAGAGGACAUGAUAGGAGAAUUUUUCAGAGGUUUGAACAUAAAACGCAAUGGUGUUUUUAUUGUAACGGACAGACGCGGAAGAUCAACAGGAGAAGCAUAUGUUCAAUUCGAAAAUAAAGAUGACACUGAACAGGCACUUAUGAGAAAUAGGGACAAAAUUGGCCACAGGUACAUUGAAAUAUUUCGAAGUUCAUUGGCCGAGAUGCGUCGUCAGUCUAACAACCGCUCCGUCCCUUAUGACAUUAAAGAUCGUGGGGGUAUACGUAAUAAGUUUAAUAAUUUUGGAGGAAAUCUAAAUACUAUGCGUGAUCCAGGAUUUUCUAACAAAAAUGGAUUUGGGGGUAGCGGUUACAAACCAAUGGGAAUAAAUAAUUCUGGAAACAGUUUAAAUCUAAGUGGUUUUAGAAUGUUUGAAGGUUUAGGUGGGUAUAACAAGGGUAAUGAUUCUUGCAACAACUUCGAUAUACCCAUGAAUAAUAAUAGCAUGGGUAUACCAAAUAACUCUUCCGGUGGUGGCUAUAAUCAAGGGUCAUUUUGGAAUAUUAACGAUAUGAACAUAAAUUUGAGAGGUGGCAAUGAUGUUACAAAUCGAUCGUUAAGUGGCAAGAGGGAAUUUGACAAUGAUAAAGGGGGCAAUAACAACGGAUUUGAUAGAUGUAAUAACAUAUUGAAAAUGGGUAGUGGAGGUGGUAUAGGAGUCAAUAUAGCCAAUCAAAAUAAAUUUGAUAACAAUAGGGAUAUGGGAUAUGAUAAAGACCUAUUUUGCAUUCAUAUGCGUGGGCUUCCCUAUACCACAUUUGAAAAUGAAGUAUUGAAAUUCUUCCAACCUCUUCGUCCUGAAAGUAUUAAAAUAAUAUUCAAUAAUAAGGGUUUUCAUAGUGGAAGUGCAGAUGUAUAUUUUAGUUCAUAUGAUCACUCCCAAUUAGCAAUGAAGAAACACAUGGAGCAAAUCGGAAGUCGUUACAUUGAAUUAUUUUUCGACGGCAAAGUAAAGGGCAACAGGACUGGAUUUAUUCAUCAAAAUAAUCAAAACCUUUAGAUAUUUCUUUUCCAAAUAAUAUAUUUAAUCAAAAACUACAAUUAUAUUUCAUGUCCCAUUUUCACACUUAAUUGGUAGGCUAACCAAAUAAUACAUCUUAGUUCUUAACCGCUAAAACUUAUAAAUUAAUAUUAAAUUUUUCACUUGGAAAAAGCACAGAAAACGGACUUUUAAAAUAUAAUGAUAUUAAAAAUUUUAAAUUUUUUUUAAGAGGUGAAAAUAGAAGCAACGAAGCUAAGAGAAUUAAACAAAUUUGUAUCCCAA